AUUCUCUUUUGUUUUUCCAGAACUCAAAAGCAGUACUUCACUCAAUAUGGUAAACCUCUGCUCGUAGAUUACUUAGAGCAAGAGCUAGUAAAAAAGGACCGUAUAGUUAUUCAAAAUGCUGAGUGGGUAGCUCUCGUGCCAUAUUGGGCAGCUUGGCCUUACGAAACUAUGCUGCUCCCGAAGAAUGGACAACCUCAGAGGCUAACAGACCUUAACGACGAACAAAAAAAGGGUUUGGCAGAAAUUAUAAAGGGUUUGAAUACGAAAUACGAUAAUCUGUUCAAAUGCAGCUUCCCGUACUGUAUGGGUUGGCAUGGUGCACCCACUGGUCCAGGCCACACACCAAGAGAUUCGCCGCACUGGUUACUUCACGGCCUCUAUCUUCCACCGCUGCUUCGCUCCGCUACUGUAAAAAAGUUCAUGGUGGGGUACGAAAUGUUAGCGCAGCCACAGCGUGACCUGACUCCAGAACAGGCUGCCCAUACGCUGAGAGAGUGUGAUACAGUACAUUAUAAACUUAAGAAGUGAUUGAAUAAGACGAAGUAAAGUUGUCGGUGUUUUUGUGAAUUUUUUGUUAUAUUUUUUUAAUUAUAAA
This is a messenger RNA of Ostrinia furnacalis (Asian corn borer), 595 nucleotides long. RefSeq names its product probable galactose-1-phosphate uridylyltransferase. Lineage: Eukaryota; Metazoa; Arthropoda; Insecta; Lepidoptera; Crambidae. The annotation marks the transcript as partial. Gene Ontology annotation, molecular function: zinc ion binding; UDP-glucose:hexose-1-phosphate uridylyltransferase activity. Gene Ontology annotation, cellular component: cytoplasm. Gene Ontology annotation, biological process: beta-D-galactose catabolic process via UDP-galactose, Leloir pathway. The transcript has 3 exons. The record is from RefSeq and is a predicted model, not a curated record.